UCCGCGUUGAGAAAAUGUCCAACCUGGCCAAAGUCCCCUUCUUGACAGGUGUCAGACGGUUGUUUUAUUUAGUGACAGUGAAUGAAACUUCCUUUAAAGAUGUCGAAGAAGUUCCACUUUACAUUAAUGAAGCAACCCCCUUCUUCUUUGUGUGCAUUUUUCUGGAGAUGGCAGUCAUGUGGUACAAAAAGGACAGGAAAGCCCGAUUCAAUGAUGGUGCUACCUCCAUAGGUGCUGGACAGUAUUCACGACUCCCAAUGUUUCUAUUGAAAUCCAUUAUGUACACUGGAUAUAUAUGGGUGUACGACAGAUACCAUAUUUACGAGUUGCCAUGGGACUCUGCGUGGACAUGGUGGAUAUGUUUUCUGGGGGUGGAUCUAGGAUAUUACUGGUUUCACAGAUUGGCACAUGAGGUGAAUUUUAUGUGGGCUGCCCAUCAAGUACAUCACAGUUCUGAGUACUACAAUUUCACGACAGCUCUACGACAAUCUGUGCUUCAGGUUUACACUUCAUGGGUUUUCUACCUUCCUCUUGCCUUAUUCAUGCCACCCUCUGUUUUCAUGGUUCACCAAGAGUUGAAUAUUUUGUAUCAAUUUUGGAUCCACACUCAGUACGUAAAAUCUCUGGGUCCUCUGGAAUACAUUCUGAACACACCCAGCCACCACAGAGUGCAUCAUGGGAGAAAUCCUUACUGUAUUGAUAAAAACUACGCUGGCACUCUCAUCAUCUGGGACAGGCUGUUUGGUACCUUUCAAGCUGAGGAGGAAGAAGUUGUGUAUGGUCUGACUCAUCCAUUAAACACAUUUGAUCCAAACGUCAUUCAGUUUGGGUAUCUGAAGUACAUGAUUGAGAGAUUCAGGGAGAUGGAUGGGUGGAGAAACAAACUGAAGGUGUUGUUCUGUGGACCAGGAUGGGGCCCUGGUAAACCUAGGACAGGGGAUAUAAAGGACAUCCCUGUGGUGAAGGCCCCCUGGCCCCAGUACGAUGUCAAACUCCCCGCCUGGGUCAGUGUAUAUACUGUGGUACACUUCACUCUCGAGCUUCUGUUCUAUCAAGAAGUGGCAGCCAGGAAGGAAGGAUUGUCACAGUUAUCUGUCUUGCUGUUUGUUCUCCAUAUUGGACUCUGUCUGACCUCCUUUGGGAAGAUUUUUGAUAACAAUCCCUCUGCUCCCCAGUAUGAAGUCCUAAGAUGUCUGCUGACGUUAAUCGGAGAAGUCUUGCUGUGUCACUAUGGUUUCUAUGGUGCCCCCGGUUACAGGCCUAGCUUCGUUGUAGCUCUACAAGGAGUGUUUUUAUUCUCUUUCUGCUUGUGGUCCUCGGUCUUAUACAGCAAAACCAUGAAAGCUCGGAAAGUGGAGUAGACUCAGCUCUUACUGAGUUUUGUAUGUGACAAUCACCCAAAUAUCUGUGAUAAUAUUUUAAAUCAGGGGUUAUUUGUAUACCCCGGUACAACUUGUUGACAUUCCAGUAAUAUUUUAUAUUAUGAUUUUAUGAUUUGUGAUUUAUACAGAUAUGAAUGCUCCUCAGUGUCAAGUUGAUAGUAAAAUGAUGUCAAACAGUUAUAAGACAAUCAAAUUGAUCUCGGUGGGAAAUAAACUGAGGAAAAUGUUAGAUUUUCUGUUAUAGAUGAUAUGUUUAUGGUGCUAUGAAUUGCCUGGUUUACUAAUUGAUGUUAAUCCAUUUUUGUAACAAAAUAAAAUUUAUACUGCAAUAUC
Messenger RNA from Saccostrea cuccullata (small rock oyster), 1715 nucleotides. RefSeq names its product alkylglycerol monooxygenase-like. Gene Ontology annotation, biological process: lipid biosynthetic process. The record is from RefSeq and is a predicted model, not a curated record. Gene Ontology annotation, cellular component: endoplasmic reticulum. Bases 15 to 1361 code for a protein of 448 amino acids. NCBI's taxonomy places the organism in Eukaryota, Metazoa, Mollusca, Bivalvia, Ostreida, Ostreidae. Gene Ontology annotation, molecular function: iron ion binding; glyceryl-ether monooxygenase activity. The transcript has 11 exons.